AUGAAGCUUUUUUCUCUCAUGUUACCUGCAUUUUGCUCUACAUACCUUCACCUAUUUCUUCUCUUUACACUGAACUCAUUGUGUUUUGGCCCAAACACAACUGCCUCUACAUUGGGAAACCAAACUGACCAUUUGGCAUUGCUCAAAUUCAAGGAAUCAAUAUCCAAUGACCCAUAUGGAAUCUUGUUCUCUUGGAAUAGUUCUACCCACUUUUGCAACUGGCAUGGAAUCACAUGCAGCUCCGUGCACCAAAGAGUUACUGAGUUGAACUUACAAGGUUAUCAAUUGCAUGGGCUCAUAUCUUCACAAGUUGGCAAUCUCUCUUUUCUUAUAAACAUCAACCUCGCAAACAACGGCUUCUACGGAAAAAUCCCGCAAGAAUUGGGUCGAUUGUUACAACUGCAGCAACUCUCUCUCGUCAACAACUCGUUAACUGGGGGAAUUCCUACAAACUUGACAAGUUGCUCUAAUCUCAAGGAGUUACACUUAUCUGGGAACAAUUUAAUUGGUAAAAUACCAAUUGAAAUGGCCUCUCUUCGGAAGCUUCAAGUUUUUGCUGUUGCAAAAAACAAUAUAACCGGAGAAGUCCCACCCUUCAUAGGGAAUCUUUCAUCCCUAACAGUUCUAUCAGUGGUUUUUAAUAACUUAGAGGGAGAUAUUCCACAAGAAAUAUGCCUCCUCAAAAACUUGACAAUUAUAGCAAUGGGUGUCAACAAAUUGUCGGGUACAUUUCCUUCUUGUCUUUACAAUUUGUCAUCUCUUACUAUAAUCUCAGCUACAGAUAAUCAAUUUAAUGGGUCUCUUCCACCCAACAUGUUCCUCACCCUUCGCAAUCUCCAAGUACUUGAAAUUGGAGGGAAUCAAAUAUCAGGUCCAAUCCCCACUUCCAUUGCAAAUGCUUCGGUCCUUCAAAUAUUUGAGAUAACUGAAAACCAUUUUGUAGGACAAGUUCCAAGUCUAGGGAGGCAGAGAGAUUUGUAUAUCCUAAUUUUGUCAGAAAACAAUCUAGGUGACAACUUAACUAUGGAUUUGGAGUUUUUAAACUCAUUGACAAACUGUAGUAAGUUGCAAUUUUUAGAUAUAGAAUACAAUAAGUUUGGAGGUCGUUUGCCAAAUUCCUUGGGCAAUUUAUCUUCCCAACUCAGUGAACUAUACAUUGGGGGUAAUCAGAUAUCAGGAAAAAUUCUUGCAGAAUUAGGAAAUCUAAUUAGCUUAACUCUCUUGAACAUGGAAUACAACCAUUUUGAGGGUAUUAUUCCAUCUACUUUUGGAAAGUUUCACAAGAUGCAAGUAUUAGAUUUGGUUGGAAACAAGUUGUCAGGAGAUAUACCAUCCAUCAUAGGCAACCUCAGUUUGUUGUAUCAUUUGGAGUUAGCCCAUAAUUUCUUAGAAGGAAAUAUUCCUCCAAGUAUAGGAAACUGUCAAAAGUUACAAUAUCUUAACCUUUCCCAAAACAAUCUUGGAGGAACUAUACCUUUAGAGGUUUUUAGUCUUUCCUCUUUAACACUCUCCCUAGACUUGUCACGUAACUUAUUGGGUGGUAGUAUACUAGAUGAAGUGGGCCAAUUGAAAAAUAUUGGUGGGCUAGAUGUCUCUGAGAAUCAUCUGUCAGGUAAUAUUCCUAGAACCAUUGGAGAAUGCUCAAGCUUGGAGUACCUUUAUUUGCAGGGGAAUUCCUUUCAUGGAAUCAUCUCAUCCUCUUUGGCUUCACUAAAAGGUCUUCGACAUUUAGACCUAUCACGAAAUCACUUGUCUGGAUUAAUUCCUGAUGUUUUGCAGAAUAUGACUUUCUUAGAAUACUUAAAUGUAUCAUUUAACAUGUUGGAUGGUGAGGUACCAACUGAAGGUGUCUUUCGAAAUACAAGUGAGUUAGCAGUGACUGGAAACAACAAGCUUUGUGGAGGUGUUUCAGAGAUGCAUUUACCACCAUGCCCUGUCAAAAGUGAUAAACUUGCAAAACACCACAAUUUCAGGUUGAAAGCAGCGAUAAUUAGUGUAGUUGCUUUUCUACUCAUACUGUCAUUCAUUUUCACUUUCUAUUGGAUGAGGAAAAGUAGCAAGAAACCAUCUUCUGAUUCACCAACAAUUGACCAGCUGGCCAAGGUUUCAUACCAAAACCUACAUCGCAAAACUGAUGGGUUUUCAACAAGAAACUUGAUAGGAUCUGGAAGUUUUGGCUCUGUGUACAAAGGAACUAUUGAGCCAGAAGACACAGUUGUUGCCAUAAAGGUCCUAAAUCUUCAAAAGAAAGGAGCUCACAAGAGUUUCAUUGCUGAAUGCAAUGCACUCAAAAAUAUCAGGCAUCGAAAUCUGGUUAAGAUUUUAACAUGUUGUUCUAGCAUAGAUUUCAAAGGUCAAGAAUUUAAAGCUCUUGUUUUUGAGUACAUGACAAAUGGAAGCUUAGAAAGUUGGUUGCAUCCAGCAGCAGAUAUUGCAUAUCAUCGUAGAUCAUUUAACCUUGAGGAAAGGUUAAAUAUUAUUAAUGAUGUCGCUUUAGCAGUUCAUUAUCUUCACUACGAAUGUGACCAACCUGUCAUUCAUUGUGAUUUGAAACCUGGCAAUGUCCUUCUUGAUGAUUGCAUGGUAGCUCAUGUAAGUGAUUUUGGUCUAGCAAGAUUGCUCUCGAGUGUUGGAGUCUCUUUGACGCAAAGUAGCACAAUUGGAAUAAAGGGAACUGUUGGUUAUGCUCCUCCAGAGUAUGGAAUGGGUUCCGAGGUGUCAACUGAAGGCGAUAUGUAUAGCUUCGGAAUUCUGAUUUUAGAAAUGUUAACCGGAAAGAGACCCACAGAUGAAAUGUUUAAAGAUGGUCACAAUCUCCAUAAUUAUGUUAAAAUUUCACUUUUGAAUGACUUUUUGCAGAUUGUGGACCUCACUAUUCUCACCGAUGUAGAAAAUGCCAGUAACAAUGAGAACCUUAACCUUAUGCAUCCUAAUGUAGAAUAUUGUUUGCGUUCGCUUUUUAAUAUUGCACUUGCUUGUUCAGUGGAAUCGCCAAAAGAAAGAAUGAGUAUAAUUGAUGUCAACAAGGAGCUCAAUCUAAUCAAAAGUUUCUUCCCUUCGGGAAUUUAA
This is a messenger RNA of Gastrolobium bilobum, 3069 nucleotides long. Its product is annotated as probable LRR receptor-like serine/threonine-protein kinase At3g47570. Gene Ontology annotation, biological process: protein phosphorylation. The transcript is spliced from 2 exons. Bases 1 to 3069 code for a protein of 1022 amino acids. The record is from RefSeq and is a predicted model, not a curated record. Gene Ontology annotation, molecular function: protein kinase activity; protein binding; ATP binding. NCBI's taxonomy places the organism in Eukaryota, Viridiplantae, Streptophyta, Magnoliopsida, Fabales, Fabaceae.